AUGUCGCCAAAAUUAAUUCAUCAUAUAAGAACAAUGACUCAGUCUCCACAGCGAAGAAGAGUUGUUGUAACAGGACUAGGAGUGGUAUCUCCUCUUGGUACAGGCAUAGAACUAGCAUGGCAAAAUAUUUUGAAAGGUCAAUGUGGCAUAGUCAGUCUGCAAGGCAAUGAAUACUCUAAAUUACCUUGUCGAGUAGCCGGGUUAGUACCUUUGGAGAAAGAUGAUAAAGUGACAAAAGCACUAUCCAAGUCCAACUUAAAGUCCAUGGCUCCAGCUACAUGUCUCGCCCUUGUUGCAACAGCAGAAGCAUUAGCUGAUGCAGAAUGGUUACCAAAGUCUGAUAUUGACAGAGAGUCCACAGGUGUGGCUAUCGGGAUGGGCAUGAUAGAUUUGAAAGAUGUCUGUGAUACUAAUGAGGCAUUGAAAAUAGGUUACAACAAAGUUAGCCCUUUCUUUGUUCCUAGAAUAUUACCUAACAUGGCAGCUGGUCACAUAAGCAUUAAAUAUGGCUUCAGAGGACCUAAUCACGCUGUGUCUACAGCAUGUGCAACAGGUGCACAUUCAAUAGGUGAUGCGUUUAGAUUUAUAAGAAAUGGUGAUGCAGAUGUAAUGGUCUGUGGAGGUGCAGAGUCUUGUAUCAGCCCUUUAGCCAUAGCAGGAUUUAGUAGAUUAAGAGCACUAAGCACAUCAUUCAAUGAUGAACCGAGAAAAGCAUCUAGGCCAUUUGAUAAGAAACGAGAUGGCUUUGUCAUGGGUGAAGGUGCAGCUGUUAUAGUUUUGGAAGAGUACCAGCAUGCAUUAGAGAGAAAUGCAAAAAUGUAUGCAGAAAUUCUAGGAUAUGGAUUAUCAGGAGAUGCAAGUCAUAUAACUGCUCCUAGAGAUGACGGAAGUGGGGCUGUGUUAUCAAUGAGCCGUGCAUUGAGAGAUGGCUGCAUUGAUAAAGAGAAAGUUACUUAUAUUAAUGCCCAUGCUACAUCAACUCCUAUAGGAGAUGGUAUUGAAGCAACAGCCAUCAAAACUCUGUUUAAGGAUCAUAGCAGAAAUAUAUUAAUUUCAUCCACGAAAGGAGCUCAUGGCCAUUUAUUAGGUGCUGCAGGCAAUUUAGAAGCAGUAUUUACAAUUUUGGCCUGUCAUCGAGGAAUAAUACCACCAACAAUCAAUUUAGAAGAACCUGUUGAUGAUUUAAAUUAUGUUGCUAAAGAAUCAAAGCCAUGGACUGUAGACAGGAGAGUUGCAUUAAAAAAUUCAUUUGGUUUUGGUGGUACUAAUGCAACACUUUGCAUUGGGCAAUUGUAA
Molecule: messenger RNA, 1296 nt
Organism: Spodoptera littoralis (African cotton leafworm)
Lineage: Eukaryota; Metazoa; Arthropoda; Insecta; Lepidoptera; Noctuidae
Source: the annotation of a GenBank genome assembly